UUUCUAAGCAACACAGGUCACAAUUGUGUUUGGCGGAUAAGAUUAACCAUGGCUGCCGCAGUGGCCCAAGGCGUUGAAAGUAGAAUCAGAACUCUUGCACAAACAAAACGCAUCAGAAUCAAAGAUUACUUCCAAGACUUUGAUAAACUAAAAGGAGGUGCAGUUACAGAGAACCAGUUUUUCAGAUGUCUAUGGAGUGCUUUAGGUUUGCAAAUGGACGCCAAAGAUGCGGAGGUCCUCAAACAAAAAUACAUGAGGAAUGAUGGCUCAGUCAAUUAUAUGCAGUUUUGCAAUGAAAUUGAUUUGAACUUCAACCCAAACAACCUGAAAAAGAACCCAAGAGAUCAAACUGUUGAAGUACCUGAAUUCCUUGGAACUAUCAGAUCUGUUAGGCCCCUGCCUCCCACUGAUGAGGAGAAACUGCUGACACUUUUGGGGAAAAUGCAGAAGUUUUAUCAGUAUCAUGGAAUCAAUCUCAGGACAUGCUAUGAAGAUUUUGACAGGCACCACAUGGGCGUUGUCACUGAAAGUCAGUUCCACAGACAAUUUCCUGGCCCACCGGAUGUGAGUGACAAUGAAAUUGCACUGCUGGUUCAGAAAUACAGAGACCCCGACAGGCCGGGUCUGUUUAACUACCUGAAUCUUCACCAUGAUUUAGUGGCCAUUCAACAACAUAUGGCUGCUCAGAAAGAGCUGCCUUCCAUUGGAUCCAAGAAAAACAUGGACCAAGUUCCAAUUAUUGAAACAGGAGAUACAGCCCUGAAUGAAAUCUUUGAGAGAAUCAGAGUGGCUGUGUUUAAGAAUGGUAUCCGAACAACAGAAUUCUUCCGCGACCACGACAAACUGCGGAGCGGGAUUGUGACAGAAAGUCAGUUCAAGUGUGGCCUGUCCCUGGCGGUGGGGAAGGAGGCCCAGCUCUCCAGGGCGGAGAUCCAGAAGGUUGUGGAGUAUUACAGGGUGGCUGAGGACAGGGUCCAGUACAGAGAGUUCUGUCAGAUGAUGGAGAAUGCAUUCAACAUCCCUGAGUUGGAGAAGAAGCCUCUACAAAAUGUUGUACGUCCUCAGAGGGGUGCUUUAUCCAGAACAUUGAAAGGGCUGACUGAUGAAGAGGAUAUGCAGUGUGAGCAGAUUCUGCAGAAGAUCCGAGAACAAGUCCAGAGGCGGAGAUUAAUGAUCUACCCUUACUUCAAAGACCACGACAGAGGAGUGGCCUACACCAGAGUUGUGACUCCCACUCAGUUCUCCCGAGUUCUCCAUUACCUGAGCCUGAAUGUCAACCCUGAAGAGCUGAAGCUUCUGCUGAGGAAAUUCCAGGACCCAGCCAGUGGGGACGUCAACUACCCAGCCUUUGUACAAACUGUGGAUAAAGAAUUUGUUGGCCACACCUUGGAGGAUGUCAGUAUGAUCGACCAAACCAGAACCAAUGUCCCGGUUGUAGAGAAGGAAGUGUCUGCAGAAGACAGCAAUGUCUCGUUUGAGGAGCUGAUGGCCAGAAUCCGCCAUAUUGUUCUUACCAACAGACUGCGAGUGAUAGAAUUUUUCCAAGACUUUGAUCCCCUGAGGAGCGGUUACAUCAGUAAGACUCAGUUCAAGCGAGCCCUGGCAACCAUGGGGCUGAGUAAGCUCGGGUCCCAGGAUCUGACUGAGGCUCAGUAUCAGAUGCUGGCCAAGUACUACGAGAGCUCAAGCUCCUCGGACAAAGUCUGCUGGAAGCAGUUCCACGAUGAUAUAGAAAAUGUUUUCACACAGCCAGGACUUGAGAAGGCUCCAACCUAUCAAGUUCCACAGUCGGAGGUUUUCAGGGUCCCCAAGCCUGGUACAGUGAACUGGGAGGGAGCAAGCCAAGACCACCUGAACCUGGUGGCAGAAACCAUGAACCGUCUCCAACAGAAGGUCAACCAGAGGAGGAUCCUGUGUAAACCAUGCUUUCAGGACUUUGAUAGACACAACAAUGGCCAUGUGACCAAGACACAGUUCCGCCAAUGCUUAACGUACUUACAACUGAACGCCAGCGAGGAAGAAAUGAAGGCCCUGGAGGCCAAGUUCUGCAAUGACAUGGGCUUUAACUACAUCGCCUUCCUGCAAGAGCUACAGCCCUACACGCCCCCGGACUUCAUGUACGAGAAGAGGCUGGAAGACGUCCGUCAGACUAACGUUAGGACCAGACUGCCGGAAACAGACCCUAUCUCUGAUCUUGAGGGUGUGCUAAUAAAGAUCAAAACUAAGGUAUCCAGAGAGAGACUGAGAGUGUUGGACUUUAUGAGGGAUUAUGAUAAGCUGCGCUCCGGACGAAUGCUGAAGACAUCUUUCAGGAGAGCCCUGGAUCUGUGUGGAUUCCAGCUGAAGGAAUCAGAAAUCUGUAUCCUUGAAGAUAGAUACCAGUCCAGGAAGGACCCAGAUUACGUGGAGUACACCCAGUUCUGCGAUGAAGUGGAGUCCAUUUUUACCUUCAAGGAGCUAGAGAAGGCACCGCUCCAGGAGGUGGUCCCAUUCAAACCUCCAGAGGAGUGGAAGCAAAAUGCAUUUAAGAAUGCCGAGGAACAGCAAACUUUUGAGAAUGCCAUGUACAAAAUUGCUGAAAAGGUCAGGAAACAUCAGAUGCAGUUAUUCCCCUUGUUUGAGGAUUAUGACAGGGUUCACCGAGGCUGUGUGUCCGAAUCUCAGUUCCACCGAGUCCUGACUGAGCUCGAGCUCGGAAGUCUCGUCAACAGACAGGAAAUCGAACUUAUCUCGAACUGUUUCCUCAUCAACCAGGGUCGACGAGAUGUAUAUUACAUCGGUUUCUGUGAUAAAAUUUAUGAAAUUGCCAAAUUUGAGUGGAGAAAACCGUAAAAAAUUACAAUAAUAAUGAGUAAAAGAAGUAAAAAUUGGAAAAAUCACUAAUAUUUUCAAAAGUAUUAUCAAGCAUUAUAUGAAUAAAGACAUUUUUUGUGUAACAUUCUUGUGUAUACUUAAGAAAAUAACAAUUUCAAACUGUUAAAAGGUUUUGACUAGAAGUGAGGUAAUAUGAUGAAAUAUAGUGCACUGAAUAUUGCUCCAAUGUCCAGUUUUUUUUUUUUAAAGUUGACUGUGAUUCAUGAACUGUGAACCAUUCAAAGCUUAUUUUAAUCAUUUGUGACAUUUGUUGAAUUCUCUCCUCUGUUUGUUAUGAAUGUUACAUUUUAUGUUUAAAUAUAUACAAGUAUUCCAUUGUUUAUGAAAAGAUUCAUUGUGAAUAAAGUGACUUAUCUUAUAAUA
Molecule: messenger RNA, 3237 nt
Organism: Magallana angulata
Lineage: Eukaryota; Metazoa; Mollusca; Bivalvia; Ostreida; Ostreidae
Exons: 16
Coding region: 49-2832 (927 amino acids)
Molecular function (GO): calcium ion binding
Source: RefSeq, a predicted model, not a curated record